This is a messenger RNA of Owenia fusiformis, 309 nucleotides long. Lineage: Eukaryota; Metazoa; Annelida; Polychaeta; Sabellida; Oweniidae. The record is from the annotation of a GenBank genome assembly.
UUAUUUAGUAGUUAAGAGUAAUGCACGUGUUGCCGAAAUUAUUUAUAUUGCACAAAGUACAAAAGUAUUAUUGAUAGCAACAAGGACUGGGCCUCUCUUGAGAAGAUACACCAUCACACGGACUGCCUCUUUUGUGGAGAUUCUCAUCUUCACCAUCAUUGCUUCUUCGUUGAACACAGAUAGGGCAAAACCGUGUUCGGCUACAUAUUUGCGUUCCAGAUAUACUGCAAUCGCUGAGAGAUGCCGAGUUCACAUCUGGUUGACAGGCCUUGCACACCCAUGCAUUCCAUUGUCCCCAAACUCCACAGU